UUUCGCGCGCGCCGGUUCCAGUAGCCUGCCCCAAAUAUUUUUCUUGAAAAAGCCAGAAUUUACAAUGCAAGCCUUUCUGAAAACAGGAAAAAUUUCAGCAUCUGAUAAGCCAACAACAUCAGGUGCUAAGGCUACUACAAAAAAGAAGCCUCCAGCACCAUGGGUUGAGAAAUACCGUCCCAAGACUAUUGACGACAUAGUCGACCAAGGAGAAGUAGUGCAAGUGUUGAGGGAGUGUUUGUCUGGCGGAGAUUUACCGCACUUGCUGUUUUACGGGCCACCUGGUACGGGUAAAACUAGCGCAAUCCUUGCGGCAGCCAGACAGCUUUUUGGAGAUAUAACUCGUGACCGGGUGCUAGAACUCAAUGCUUCGGACGAGCGAGGUAUCCAGGUCAUCAGGGACAAGGUGAAGAGUUUCGCGCAGUUGACUGUCAGUAGUACCAGGCCUGAUGGGAGACCGUGUCCUCCAUACAAGUUGGUGAUCCUGGACGAGGCAGAUUCCAUGACGAAUGCUGCUCAGGCCGCACUGCGCCGUACCAUGGAACGAGAGACACGCACAACUCGUUUCUGUCUGAUCUGUAACUAUGUGUCAAGAAUCAUUCCACCAAUCACCAGCCGAUGCUCUAAGUUCCGAUUCAAACCAUUGGCCAGAGAAAAUGUUAUAAAAAGACUGCAAGAGAUUUGCACAGCAGAAGGCGUGGAAGUGGGUGACGGGACCAUACUCCACCAGGCCGUGGACACGUGCGAGGGUGACCUGCGCCGCGCCCUCACCGCGCUACAGUGCUGCCAGCGGCUGCUGGGGCAGAUCACCGCUGACGGACUCAUUGAGGUAACAGGGCUUGUACCUGAGAAGCUGGUCAAUGAAUACCUGAGUGUCAAGAACUACAGCGAAUUGGAGCAGUUUGUUGAUAAGUUUUUAAUGGAGGCGUACUCGGCGUCGCAACUGCUCGAGCAACUGAGCGCGACUGUCGUCACCGCCGGCCACCUCACUAAUAAGCAGAAAUGCGAAAUCAGCGAGAAAGUGGCGGUAUGUUCUCAUCGGUUGCUGGACGGAGGAGCCGAGGUGAUGCAGCUCACGGACCUUGGAUGCACCAUCAUAAUGGCCAACAAUAACCCCUGAGUUGCAUUUUAUUAUCUGUAUGAUGUGUGUGAUUGAAAUAAGUUGUCUGUUUUGAAAAUAAGGGACCCAAAUAAACUGUUUUUUCUUU
Messenger RNA from Pectinophora gossypiella (pink bollworm), 1208 nucleotides. RefSeq names its product replication factor C subunit 4. Gene Ontology annotation, molecular function: ATP binding; ATP hydrolysis activity; DNA binding. The transcript is spliced from 7 exons. Bases 65 to 1120 code for a protein of 351 amino acids. The record is from RefSeq and is a predicted model, not a curated record. Lineage: Eukaryota; Metazoa; Arthropoda; Insecta; Lepidoptera; Gelechiidae. Gene Ontology annotation, cellular component: DNA replication factor C complex; nucleus. Gene Ontology annotation, biological process: DNA-templated DNA replication; DNA repair.